Messenger RNA from Chlamydomonas reinhardtii, 2251 nucleotides. RefSeq lists its product as uncharacterized. The record is from RefSeq and is a predicted model, not a curated record. Bases 71 to 1024 code for a protein of 317 amino acids. The transcript is spliced from 2 exons. NCBI's taxonomy places the organism in Eukaryota, Viridiplantae, Chlorophyta, Chlorophyceae, Chlamydomonadales, Chlamydomonadaceae.
AUAGUACCGCGGGUUUAACUCAACCCAGACUUAGCAGUUUGCACAGUCCUUCGCUGCGCCCUCUCCAGCAAUGUUCGCACCAGCCGCUGCGCCUCAGGGCGAUGUUGUAGGACUACUUUCGUGGCCGUCCCACCUGUCCGGCGCGCUUCUGGGCGCCUGCUACCUGCUGGGCGCGCUGUGGGGCAUCAGCUGCGGCCUGUUCAGCGUGGGCUGGGACCUGGCGGGCCUGCUGACGGGGCGCAACCGCAAGGCGCGCCGCGCUUGCCUGCUGACGCAGCAACCGCAGCAACAGCCCGCGGCCGUUGCCAGCAGCACUGCCCCUGCCGACCCUCAGCCCCCGGCUCUGGCUUCCGCACCUCAGGCCACCGCUGCCAAACCGCCGACCACGCCGACGCCCGCCGAGAAGCCGCCGGCUCCGGCGGAGGCCAGCCCGCCCUUUGCAAAGCCCAUCUCGGGAGCACAUGCGCCGGCGGGACCCGUUACUGCUGCAGGCAGGGUGGAGACCACGACUGAAGCGGACGCAGACGCGAAGGCAGUGCAGGCGGCGGAUGCGGGACGCGCGUGGCUCGCUCGCCAGGGGCAGCAGCAGCCGGCCGCGGCUGCGGAGCACACUCCAGGAGUGCAGGCGGCGCCGACAGGAAACCGCGGUGCUGCUGCUGUGUACGCUCCGGACCCCAAUGCCGGGGCGCUGGAGCGCGAGGAGCAGGGCGCCUGGCAGGAUGACGGCGAGCAGAGCGAGGGUGGCAGCAGCACCGCCACCACCUGCUCCUUCUUCACCGCCACCAGCGCCGACGCCAUGUCCCGCCGUUCCGACUCCCCAGUCACGCCCGUCGCCGGCACCGGUGCCGUCGUAAACGGCCACGGUGCCGGCAACGGCGAGCAGGCUGCGCCUGCGCCUGCUGCGGAGCAAGUGGGCGUGGCGGGAACUGGAGGAGGCGGCGAGGGCCAGGCGGCCGCGGCGCGGCCGGCGCACAAACGGAGCCAUGGUCAGCGCCGCGGUGGCGCCAAGGGUGCCGCGCGUUGAUGCGGCCGCUGGUGCUGAGGUGUGGGCAUGGCCAAUUUGUAUUUGUGGAGGAAGGCCGGCAGGAGGACAGAACCGUUGGGGAAGCGAACCCAGACCAUUGCAGUCGCACACCUUGUACGACCACACCGGUCAUUUGUUGUCGUAUAUACGACAGGAAUGCGCAUGGAGAGGGGGUCCGCAACUCGUCACCCAAUAAUGUGGUUUAGGAAAGCGCAAAGAGAAGGCGGUACCCUGCCGAAUGUGUGUGUGUACAUACACACGCGGCGGUUGCACAGGCGCGCAGAUUGUGUUGUUGAGCAGCAGGUGGUAUUCUUUCCAGAGAAUUUUACAGCGACGCUUCCCCACAUGCGGGAAAGGGCGUGGCCUUGUGCUGAACUUGUUUAGUAACCUUGGAGCUUUACUAGUGCUCUUGGAUCUUGAAAUUGGUUUGUUGCAGAAAUAAUCUACGCCAAAUUGCCCUGUCCUGAUGUCUGAGCAAAUUGCACUGCAGACAAGGUGGGUUAGGGCUAGUGCCGAGCGUGGGAGCAGAGCAACAUGUGUGGAAGGAUGCAGGCAACAUCAGAUAUCCCCGGGUGUCCGACUGGUAGCAGGGGUCGUGUCGUAAACAAGAGAUGGGACCUGGAUGUGACGUUUGGGGGUCCGUGGUCAUUGCCGUAGGGGUGCUUGCUCGCGUUUGAUCGAAGUGAUUUUUGGGUAGGCAGGUUGUGCCUUGCAAGGGCCACCGCGCGUUGUUUGCUACUUGCUGCAGUUGUUUGCUGAUUGCCGCACUUAUCUUAGGGUCGCGUUGGGAUUUGUCUGUUUGGGGCGUUGUCACGGCGUUGUCACGCGGUCCUGCACGAAUGGCGCCAGGGGCCCAGGACCAGGAACGGCAGGAAUGGACCCCAUUCGAGAGUGGAGGCCGCCGGGCUUGCCGUACAGCUGUACUUCCACGGCGCACACGCGAGCUAUGCCGGCGGCAUGUGGAAUUGUGAAUAAGAUGUGCACCGGUGUCGGGAACUUUUCGAAGCCCGCGAGGCGCGAGCUGGAUACCGCCGGGAGUGUUACCAGACCAGUUGUAAGGGGUUGCAGGAUGGAGGUAAGGGUUGGGGCCCACGGUGUCCUGGCGCUGAGUCGCCGACUGUGGCGCACGAUGUAACGAUGCGCCCGUGACUCUAGAGCUUCGAACGAGUUAUGGGAUUACGCGUCACUUGAACCUACUCGAGUAUGCCUGUGUAACAUAAAUGUUUG